Penicillium antarcticum is the source of this 1977-nucleotide messenger RNA. RefSeq names its product transcription factor domain-containing protein. NCBI's taxonomy places the organism in Eukaryota, Fungi, Ascomycota, Eurotiomycetes, Eurotiales, Aspergillaceae. Gene Ontology annotation, molecular function: RNA polymerase II cis-regulatory region sequence-specific DNA binding; zinc ion binding; DNA-binding transcription factor activity, RNA polymerase II-specific. The coding region runs from base 1 to 1977 and encodes 658 amino acids. Gene Ontology annotation, biological process: positive regulation of transcription from RNA polymerase II promoter by galactose; DNA-templated transcription. The record is from RefSeq and is a predicted model, not a curated record. The transcript has a single exon. Gene Ontology annotation, cellular component: nucleus.
AUGCGCACACUUUCCGCCCGCCUCCAUGAACUCGAAUCCAGCAGUCCUGCUUCGUCGAAGCCAUCAGGAAUCCCGGCUGCGGGUGGUCUGCGUCGCAUCUUGAAUGCACCCAAGUCACCAACUUAUGUCGGACCCACAAGUGCAGAGUUCGGUCUUAAUCGUCCACAAUCAUUUUCUUCGGAUGAGAAAGAGGCUGCUGAAGGUCGUGACGAAUUAGACCUAUCAACAGUUGCCCCGAGCCCUGCACCGUCCGACGAGGGCGAGAAUGUCGCCACUGGGGAUCCUCUGGAAAGCCUAGGGCUCAAUGAAACACUCCGUUUGGUACAGAUAUAUGAGGACACGGUCGGUGUGAUGUACCCUUGUGUCGACUUGGAGAGUGUGCGCGCAUAUGUCUUGGAAUACUAUCGCUCUAAUUCAACAACCGGGCCUUCCGAAUCGAUGGCACCCGUUGCCGAUGAUUGGUUCUCUGCAAGAGAUGCCCAAGUUCUCAAGAUAUUGCUGGCAACUGCUUUGCUGGCGGAAUCGCACGGUCGCAGUGAACGUGCUGCCCAUCUAGCCGACAGUGUCGAAGACCGUUUUGCGAGCAGACUAAAAGUCGCCGAAGUCGACAUGAAAGAAAUUCUCAUUCUGACCUUGUUGUCCAUCUUCCAUUCUUAUCGAGACGACGAAGUCAUUGCUUGGCGAUUGAUCGGGAUGGCAGUCCGAGGGAGUACAGAACUAGGCCUACACCGUCAAGACACCUGGCAAAAGACUGGAGGUGUUUUUCCGGGGGAAUUGGAGUGGACAUGGGCGAGUCGACUAUUCUGGUGUAUCUAUGUACUGGACCGGAAAUGGUCCUUUGGAACAGGUCUUCCCUUUGCGAUUCAAGAUGCGGAUCUGGAUGUCAACCUACCUGAGCCGGGCCACUCCACACCAUACCUGACAUGUAUGAUCUCUUACGCUCGUCUGAGCACAAAGAUAUGGGGGCUGGUUGUGGGCUGGUCCAAUCGUUCACAGGCAGCGACUUUAGACGGUGUCGCCUAUUUGGAUGCUCAAGUCCAACAGUGGAUUCGUUCAAUUCCACGCGAACUACGAUUCGAUCCAAGCUGGCGCUCUCCGGAGGGAUCGGAGCAUACCGACCGAGCCAUGAUGCUUCAAGUUCUUCUUGCUCUGCAGGCUAAUCAGCUCCGAAUUCUUGUCUACCGCCAAAAUCUUCUAAGUGGUGAACGGAUUGCAGACAACCUUGUGGGCGCGUCAACCGCCGUAGAGACAGCCAAGAGCACUGUGCACAUGCUGGAUUAUUUCAGCCGGGUUUCAAGUAUAUACUUCCAGCGCCCGGAGCCAUUCAAUUACUUUCUGUUAUCAGCUCUUGCGGCCCUCUUCUUGGCUGUCUUACAUGCUCCAUCGCGUUUCAGCCACGCCUGCCGACCCGAGUUUUAUACGGCUGUAGAUAUGGUCCGACGCUCGGCAACCCGGGCCCGUACCUCACGGAGAUUGCAGAAAAUCAUACACAGCCUGAAGCUGAUUCAAUUGAAUAUUCGGCUGGACGAUGCCGGUCGCCAAUCCGUUCGUCGCGGCCCGAGUGGAGGUUUAAAGGACGAUCCGUCGGAUCCCUAUUCGCUUUCUACCUCGCAAACAAGUCUGCAGUUAUCUCACGCAAUCUGGAAUACCACCCCGCGGUCUGGCACAGCACAGUCACCCGGGCAGUACACUCCUAGCCUUCACCAAACUUCCGGAAUCCCUACUCCUCAGCCCUCGUCUACCACCCUCUGGCCAAUCUCACCCGGGAUAGUAACAGGAGCAGAGACAAAUGGCUGUGAAGACUUAAGCAGCUUCUUUGAGAUUGCAGGCGGGUUCUAUUUUGACCCCCACACUGAUCCGGACGUCUCCGUAGACGUGGGCUUGACUCAGACAAGCGACACACGAUUGCCUAAUGCGUUAGAUGCUUUUCACGCCGAAGAUGAGGCAUUGACUCGAGUGAUGGCAGGUCUACUGUGA